Messenger RNA from Oreochromis niloticus (Nile tilapia), 595 nucleotides. Its product is annotated as malonyl-CoA-acyl carrier protein transacylase, mitochondrial-like. The transcript has a single exon. Gene Ontology annotation, molecular function: transferase activity. The coding region runs from base 110 to 571 and encodes 153 amino acids. NCBI's taxonomy places the organism in Eukaryota, Metazoa, Chordata, Actinopteri, Cichliformes, Cichlidae. The record is from RefSeq and is a predicted model, not a curated record.
CUGAGGUGGCGCUGCAGCGUGAAAGAGCCUGAACGUCAACCGGAAGAAGACGAGAAUAAACUCCGUAUAAACAACAUGGCGUCUCCCUGUGAGGUGUCAUGCCGAGCAGAUGUCAGAGUUGAGUUCAAGCAAAGUUGACUCUUUCGGUGAUUACAGUUUGUCCGGGCGGGCUGUGCGUCUUAUUUCAUCCGCAGACACGUCGUUGGAUGAGGAACAGCUCAUGUUGGCAUCAGUGGCAGUCAGGAUGGCAGCAUCUUCCAGAGGGAAGGUCAGGUCGCUGGUCUCUCUGAGCAGGACGCUGUCCACCAACAAGCCCGGUUCCGCGGCUGGAGAUUACCCUCCUCCGGCUGAAGUCCCCGCUUCUCCCCCGAACAGCGAGCCAGCCGCGGCGCCUCAGCGGAGACCCAAAAAAGACCCCAGCGGCUGCUCCGUGCUCCUCUUCCCCGGUCAGGGCAGCCAGUUUGUGGGCAUGGGCAGAGGACUUUUGAAAUACCCCAACGUUAAAGAAAUGUUCACCGUAGCCCAGAAGAUCCUGGGUUACGACCUGUGUUCCAGAUCUACUGGCGUUUAGAUCAACUGGCGUUAGUCGAACAGA